AUGGAGGAGGCUGAGCUCUGCUUUCCACAAGUCAACACCUCCUGCAGGAAGACAAAUCGUCCUCACUGGGAGGCCACACUCAGUUACAGUGUGCUGUCUUUCAUCACUCUGCUCACCGUGGUUCUUAACCUGCUGGUCAUCAUCUCUAUCUCCCACUUCAGGAAGCUCCACACCGCCACCAACCUCCUCCUCCUCUCUCUGGCUGUUGCAGACUUCAUUGUGGGUUUCCUGCAGAUGCCAGGUGAAAUCCUCCUCUAUAGAGGUUGUUGGGAUCUGGGUGACUCAUUAUGUGCUGUAAAUUACUUUUUAGGUUUCCUCUCUGUCAGUGCAUCAGUAGGAAACAUGGUGCUCUUAUCAAUUGAUCGCUACAUUGCUAUUUGUGACCCCAUGUUUUACACCACCAAAGUUACUCUGACAAGAGUUCAAUGCUGCAUAUAUCUGUGUUGGAUAUUUUCUGCUGUUCACAGCACUUGGAUACUGAGAGAUUUCUUAAAACAGCCAGACAUGUAUAACUCCUGUUAUGGAGAGUGUGUAAUUGUAAUGAAUUAUGUUGAAGGAGCUGUUGACCUUGUUGCAACCUUUUUUGCUCCCAUUCUUGUCAUCAUAGUUCUGUAUAUGAGAGUGUUUAUAGUGGCUUUGUCUCAGGCUCGUGCCAUGCGCUCCCACAUUACAGCUGUCACAGCACAACGUUCAAAUACAAUAACUGCCAAGAAAUCUGAGAUUAAAGCAGCCAGGACUCUUGGUAUUGUUGUAGUUGCGUUUAUUGUGUGCAACUGUCCAUAUUACUGUUUUACUGUUGCAGCUGAGAACAACUUUUUAGGGGCCUCGGCUGUAGGUGCUGAACUUUGGCUCUUGUAUUUCAACUCCUGUCUAAACCCUGUGAUAUAUGUCUUUUUUUACCCCUGGUUCAGAAAAGCUAUUAAACACAUUGUAACACUUCAGAUACUGAAGCUUGGCUCCUCUGAGGCUAACAUAGUGUAG
Molecule: messenger RNA, 981 nt
Organism: Epinephelus moara (kelp grouper)
Lineage: Eukaryota; Metazoa; Chordata; Actinopteri; Perciformes; Serranidae
Product: trace amine-associated receptor 9-like
Exons: 2
Coding region: 1-981 (326 amino acids)
Biological process (GO): G protein-coupled receptor signaling pathway
Cellular component (GO): membrane
Molecular function (GO): trace-amine receptor activity
Source: RefSeq, a predicted model, not a curated record